This is a messenger RNA of Cornus florida, 4029 nucleotides long. Its product is annotated as probable disease resistance protein At5g63020. Bases 927 to 3629 code for a protein of 900 amino acids. Lineage: Eukaryota; Viridiplantae; Streptophyta; Magnoliopsida; Cornales; Cornaceae. The record is from RefSeq and is a predicted model, not a curated record. The transcript is spliced from 2 exons. Gene Ontology annotation, molecular function: protein binding; ATP hydrolysis activity; ADP binding.
AUUCAAAUCUAUUAAAAAUCAACUUAAAUUCACUUAUUUUAUUUAUUUAUUAUUUUUUUUAAAAAAAAAUUACUUAUUUUAUGUUGAGUUGGAGUCAUGUUGACAAUCUUGUCUAAUUUUAUCAUCUUAAUAAUGGUUCUUUCUUUUGUGCCAAAGUUAAAUUUCACAGCUCAAAAGCAUAAAUAAUGUAUUAAGCCUGUUUUCUUCCAAUAGUCUCAGUAGUGAUGCAUAAAUAAUGUAUUAGGCCUGUUAAAGUUGUUGAGUUUGUGAUUUUAAUAUUUGUUUCAACCUAAAUUGUGUUAGAAUGAUACAUUCUAGUGUGGGAUUUAUUUUGCUUGAUUGUAUGUUGAUUAUCCAACAAAAAAAAAAAAAAUUGAUUACGUUUAUAUAUGCAGUACAAUUAUCAAAUCAAAAAUUAACUGAGCUAAGGAGGCUCAAAGAAUCAAAAGGUGGCGAAGGUGGCAUUACCAUUCUAUUUUAAAUCAAGAUUCAAAUGUAAAUUUGAGUGGAACUUGUGUUUAAGAGUUUAUUGUGAAAAUAAUUAGAAUUAUUUUCAUCAACAAGGUAAACUUAAAGGAUAGAAUCACACCAAAGAAAAUAAAAUUUAAUUUAAACUCAAAACAUGCAAUAAGAGAAAAAAAAAUUUAGAGAAAAAAUUAUCACCACCAUUAAAAUGGGUCCAAACAAAGAUAUCUUUUUUGUCAUCAACCCAAAAAUAAUGGAGCUGAGUUUCUUUCUAAAAUACUGAGCUCCAACUCAGUCAACGAACUUGCAUACAGAAACAGUAUCAUUACCAACUUACAUUUUUGCAUUACAACUUAAUUCUCUACAUCUUUUCUUUUCUUUUCUUCGAUAUCUUCUCUUCCCAGUCUCUCUCUCUAAUAUCCUGAAGUAAUUGUGGUUAAUUAGGGUGUUGAGAUUGAGCAAUGGAGCUGGUGAGCCCAAUCUUGGAUGUUGCGUGUCGAUUAUGUGGUUGCAUCGGAAAUUCUACCAACAAUAUUUGUCAUCUCCAAAAAAAUCUCACCACUUUGAGAACGGAGAUGGAAAAAUUGAAAAGUCAAAGAGUCGAUAUGAGGCACGAAGUUGAAACUGCUGAGAGGCAACCAAUGGGUCAACGAAGCAGUCAAGUUGAUCUCUGGCUUCACGGUGUGGAAGAACUGGAGAGGGAAGUGGACCAGAUUCUCCAAAAGGGUGAUGAGCAGAUCCAGAGAAGAUGUUUCAAAGUUUGCCCCAGAAAUUGCUGGUCUACCAACAAAAUCGGAAAGGAAGUUUGGGGAAAGUUACAAGCCGUGUCUCAAGCGAUCAAUGAAGGUACAAACAUUCCUGUGGCAGUAACAUCGGCCCCGCCACAUGCCCAAGAAAUGCCCCUCAACAGGACUGUGGGCUUGGAUUCGAAAUUGAACGAGGUCUUGGGACUCCUUACAGACGAUGGUGGCCCUGGAAUCAUCGGGAUAUACGGGAUGGCAGGAGUUGGAAAAACAACCCUUCUCACGAAACUCAACAAUGAGCUUACAAAGCAGGUCAUCUCUGGAGGGUUUGAUGAGGUGAUUUGGGUUGUGGUGUCUAAAGAUCGAAGUAGCGUCGAGAGCGUUCAAGAUAAAAUGGGGAAAAAGCUAGGAUUUCCAGAAACAUGGAGCCGUGAUAAUACCCAAGACGAGAAGAAAGGAGAAAUCUUCAGGGUAUUGCGAAUGAAGAGAUUUGUGCUACUUUUAGAUGACAUAUGGAGUCCGAUUGAUCUUGUUGAAGUGGGAAUUCCACUACUUCCAGCCGACAAUCAACCUAAGUCUUCCAAGGUAGUGUUCACCACCAGAUUCAUGAAUGUGUGCGGUGUUAUGGAAGCCAAGAAGACGAUUGAAGUGGAAUGUUUGGCAUGGCAGGCAGCCUGGGAUCUGUUUAAAGAUAAGGUGGGAGAAGAGACCCUCAAUUCCCACCCCGCGAUAGGGAAGCUGGCAGAAGAUGUUUGCAAAGAAUGCGCCAGAUUGCCAUUGGUGCUGAUUACAAUUGGACGAGCCAUGGCUGCCAAAACAACUCCCCAAGAAUGGAAUUAUGCAUUAAAUGUGCUGAAGAAUUCUACAUUCAAAAUUUCAGGUAUGGAAAAUGAGGUGUUUCGCCGUUUAAAGUUCAGUUAUGAUAACUUGUGUGAUGAAACAACUCGGAUUUGCUUCCUAUAUUGUGCUCUCUAUCCAGAAGAUUGGGAUAUUGGUGUUGAGGAACUCAUAGAAUUUUGGAUAGGUGAGGGGUUUUUUGACGAUGAAUGUGAUAACAUUGAUGAGGCUUGUGAACUGGGAUAUGAAAUUAUUGGUAGGUUGAAGCGUGCAUGUUUAUUGUUGAAGAGCAAAGAAGGUUAUUCUGAUGUGAACAUGCAUGACGUGAUUCGGGACAUGGCAUUAAGUAUAGUUAAUUCGGAAAGUGGAAAGGAGAUCAAAUAUUUUGUGCAAGGAAAUCUUAAUUUGACCACAGCACCUCCUAUUUCUAAAUGGGAGAAGGCUGAACGAGUAUUUUUGUUGAAGAAUUCAAUUGAGGAAUUAAGUGAAACUCCUACAUGUCCCAAUCUCUUGACUUUAAAUCUUGCUAAUAAUUAUAAUAUGAGGACCAUAUCUGAUAGCUUCUUCCAGUUUAUGCCCGCUCUCAAAGUUUUAGACCUAUCAGGGAAUCACUGUUUAACCAAGUUACCGGCAAGUUUUUUUGGGUUGCGUUCCUUGCAACAUCUUAAUCUCUCGUUUACCGGCAUAAGGCAGUUGCCAAUUGAGUUUAAGUCAUUGGUAACUUUGAAGUAUUUAUAUCUGGGUGGUGGAUGGGAAGAUGAUAUAAUAAUCCCGCCGCAAGUUAUAUCAAGUCUAUUGAUUCUGCAAAGGUUGGAGUUCGUUUAUUGUAGUGUUUUGUUAGAAGGAAUUGAUGAAGGAAGCAACUUCAAAUUGUUUCUAGAUGAAUUGGAAAGCUUGAAUCACCUGCAAUAUUUAACUUUGACGGUGAAAACUGAAGUGGCACUCCAUAAUCUUUCAAGUUGGCGAAAAUUAGGAAGUUGCAUUGCUGGUCUAACUAUUAAAGAAUGGCAAGGCUCGAGUUCACUGCAAUUGUCUUCUCUACAAAAGAACGCAAAGAGACUAGAACGGCUUACAAUUGUAAAUUGUAGUGAUUUAGAGGAGUUGUCAAUGAGGCGGGAUCAUAUAAUAAUAGAUGCAGCAAGCAGAAGCUUCCAUAACCUUCGAAAUGUCGCGAUCCAUGAGUGCAGGGUUUUGAGGGAUCUAACAUGUCUAAUUUGGGUUCCCAAACUUCAAAAUUUGGAUAUUUUUGGAUGUGUUGCAAUGGAACAAGUAAUAAAAGAUGGGGAUUGCAGUGCUGAUGAUAUUGGUGGGGAAGGAAGUUCGAAUGUAUUCAGGGAGCUACAAACAUUGAGUCUGUUGAAUCUACCAGAGUUAAAGAGCAUCUGCAGUCAUCCAUUGCCCUUCCCCUCUCUCUUUAAAGUUGCAGUGGGUAACUGUCCGAAGCUGAACAAACUUCCAUUUGACUCCAAUAGUGGCAAAGGAACUCUACAAUCAAUUACAUGUGAGAGAGAUUGGUGGGAUAAGUUAAAAUGGGAGAAUGAAGAAACUCAGUCUGUUUUCUCUCCUCUUUUCAAACCAUGGUAAUUUUGAGGAAGAGUUGUCGUAUCUUACAGGUAUGGGAACUGCACGCGCAAGGAGACUGUUGCCUUUGGCGGACACAUCAUUGGAAGGGUUUUGCAGUUUCUUCAAGAAAUUCAAAGCUCAGACCGUCAGAUAUAUUUCUAUUGUGGUGAAGAUGCUUACAGGUGAUUGAGAAGAGCUGUAUUCGGAUUCUAUAUGUAUAUAUAUAUAUGAGUAUAUGUUUUGUUUAUAUUUGAUCUUAUUAGCCUUUGAUUGACAUGUUGCAUGUGGAUUUGGAGAGUGAUUUGGUUGAAUUUGAUAAUGUAUGAAUCUUCAUUUAGAACUCGUAGUUAUGUCAAAUUGUCUGUACGUUAAUGAGACCUUCUAAGUUUGCAUAAUUUAUUUAUUCUAUUUUAUUUGGGUA